Messenger RNA from Rhineura floridana, 1961 nucleotides. RefSeq names its product complement C1q A chain (gene C1QA). NCBI's taxonomy places the organism in Eukaryota, Metazoa, Chordata, Lepidosauria, Squamata, Rhineuridae. The record is from RefSeq and is a predicted model, not a curated record. Bases 111 to 842 code for a protein of 243 amino acids. The transcript has 3 exons. Gene Ontology annotation, molecular function: protein binding.
UCCCCUCCCCUCCUCUGAUCUUCCUUCUUGGUUUCUGUGUGGGCCAAAAAAGAGACACUCUUCUUUCCAAAGAAUCAGGUGGAGACUGAUCUCUUUCAAGUAGAGGCAGGAUGGUGAGGACAUUGUGGCUGGCAGCUUGUGUGCUGGCUCUGUUCCUGGAGGUCGCAGCUCCCCAGGACACCGUGUGCCAAGCGCCCAAUGGCCGAGAUGGACACCCAGGGGCUCAGGGCCUGGCCGGACGGCCAGGACAGAAAGGAGAUGUCGGCGAGCCAGGGACGGCUGCAAGGAGCAUAGGCAUACAGGGGCCCAAAGGUGACCCAGGGGUUCCCGGGACACCAGGCACACCAGGAAACCAGGGCUACAGAGGCCCCGAUGGUCCUCAAGGCAGUCCUGGUGAAGCAGGCGAUAAAGGCUCCAGGGGGCAAGUUGGUGACAUUAUGAAGCAACCACGAGCUGCCUUCUCGGCCUCUCUGAAGAACCUGAAGCUUCUUGGCAACGUGGUGGUCUUUGACAACAUCAUCACCAAUGAGGAUGCGGGCUACAACCGUGAGAGGGGCGUCUUUACCUGCAAGGACUCAGGGUACUACUACUUCACAUUCCAGGUGGUUUCCAAUGGCAACCUGUGCCUUCGCCUCGUGCACAAAGGCACGCAGAUAGUCUCAUUCUGUGACAACAACGGACAAGGCGUCUUGCAGGUCAACUCAGGAGGAAGUGUCCUGCAGCUGAACCAAGGCGAGAGUGUCUGGCUGGAGAGUGACCCACAGGCCGGGAACAACAUUUAUGUCGACACCGACGCAGACAGUGUUUUCAGCGGCUUCUUGCUGUUCUCCUCAGGGGCCUGAGAAGCAGCAGAGAAGAUGAGGCCCUGCUUCAGACAGCCCCUCCUUAAAGCCACCACACAUCUCCCUCUCAUUGCAAUGUUACAACCACAGAGAUGCUUUUGCCAGAUCAGUGUAACUGGGAAUAUGUCUGUUUCCUAUCGUAUCACGCCUCGGGAUGGGGGGAGACGUUAAUUCAGCUCACAUUUUGAUGGGAACCUGCCUAAAUUCGCCCUUCCCAAAUCGAUACAGGAAUGUAGCUGUCCUUCAAAAUUCCCACUCCUCCAAAUUUUGUGAUACGGUUCUCCAACCAAAAGCUGGGCCCAAAAGGCCGUAUCUUUGUGGAAAUUGUGCACAAAAAUGAGUGAAAAUAAAAUCCAUAAAUAUAUUGUCGUAAGGAAAAUUGCUUGCAAAAAAAAGGAAAAAAGUAUGUUAGGCAAAAUUGCACACAAAAAGGUGUAUAUAAGGGGAGAUGUACACUAUUUUGUCCUCAAAGGAUUGUAUUCAAUGCUAGUCCUUUGCGGAGUAAACCCAUUGAAGUUAAUGGAUAUUACUAACUUAGGUCUAUUCAUUUCAGUGGAUCUACUCUGAAUAGCUGGAUAUAAUCCAUUAUCAGUGAAAAUAAUGGACAUAAUUGCAUUAUGUUAGAGGAUAUUUGUGUGCAAAAUGUGUCCUACAGACAUCUUUGUGUACUAAUUUUUAUGAGAUUUUUUUAAGGGUUAUAUCCAACGCUUGUCCUCCUCAAAGUAGGCUCAUUGAAAUUACUGGCUUUGACUAACUUUGGUUCAUUAAUUUCAGUGGGUUUGCUCUGAGUAGACCAUAGUUGGAUACAACUCAGCGUUCACAAACUGAUGUGCAAAGGGGAUGAAGAAACCUAAGCUUGGAGAAAGGCGAAACAUGGGGAGACCAAAACUGACAGAUUUGUCCAUCCCUAACCACAUCUAUGCUACUUCUGCCUCUCUCCCCCUCCCCAUACAUUUAGAUCACCCCAUCCUUCCAUCAUGGAAUCCAAAAUGGGCAUACCCCAAGAGGUCUCCCAGACCUGGUCCUGCUUAGCUUCAGCAAGGUGGUGGCCUCCUGUGUCUCCAGACCACACACCCUCGUUCCGACUUGGCAAUAAAUAAAAAAUUCAGAAUUUUGAAA